AUUAGUGGAUCGAUUACUUUCAGAUCUGAGAAACUUAAGACUUAAACUUGUGGAUCAAUUUGCAUAAUCAUCUCUAAAAAGAAUGGAGAAGGAAUUGGAUUUAACACUGAGGUUGGGUCUGCCAAGUCCUGCUAUUGAGACACAUCUGAGCUUAGACACUCCUACCACUAAUCAGGGGAUCAACAUCGACGAUGGCCGCCGAGACAACGACGCCGGUGGUGAGAAUCACGAACGUCACAUCGACGUCAAUAUGAGAUAUUACAAUUUAGUCUUCAACCACUUCGCCGGCAUCCGUGAGACCUUGAACUUCACUCCUUUUCCGAUACAACCGUCUCCCUAUUCUUCUCCGGCGCCGACGCCGGCGACUCCUACGAGGAGUGAUUAUGUUCUGAUCGAUGUCCCUGCUAGGAGAGCAGUUCGUAGCUCUUUGGCGACUGGAAACGCUCUGAACGCAAACGCAGACGCAAACGCUAAACAGCGUCGCGGCUGCGGCGGCUGUUGUGGUGGAAGGAUUGGCUGGAUGAGGAAAUGUACGAACUUGAAUUGCAACGCGAUUGACACUCCUAUGUGGCGGAGGGGUCCUCUUGGUCCCAAGACUUUAUGCAAUGCUUGUGGGAUAAAGUUCAGGAAGGAGGAAGAGAGGAGGUCCAAGAGGAGUUAAUUGGUGAUUUGGUGUUGUAUUUGUAUUUGAUUAAAAAUUAAAGAGAGAGAGAGAGAAGAUGAUUGUUAUUUAGGAAUGUCUAUGUCUCUGAUUAAGCUUUGUGAGAGGAAAGCUAAA
Molecule: messenger RNA, 778 nt
Organism: Brassica oleracea var. oleracea
Lineage: Eukaryota; Viridiplantae; Streptophyta; Magnoliopsida; Brassicales; Brassicaceae
Product: GATA transcription factor 29-like
Exons: 4
Coding region: 83-661 (192 amino acids)
Biological process (GO): flower development; regulation of DNA-templated transcription
Molecular function (GO): DNA-binding transcription factor activity; zinc ion binding; sequence-specific DNA binding
Source: RefSeq, a predicted model, not a curated record